This is a messenger RNA of Staurois parvus, 2328 nucleotides long. The record is from the annotation of a GenBank genome assembly. NCBI's taxonomy places the organism in Eukaryota, Metazoa, Chordata, Amphibia, Anura, Ranidae.
UCCCGCUCCAAGAUGGCGGCGGUGCCAGACGAGGCGAGCACCUCGGUGAAGACGGAGCCCGAGCUCCUGGAGGAGGUGAAGAGCGAGAGCCUGUCGGUGCCCAUUACCGAGGAGCCGACGUUGGGGAACGGCCAUGGCGUCUCUCCGAAGGCCGCCAGCCCGCCGCUGGCCCCCCCGGUCACCACCCCGGAGGCUCCGGACCGACAGACGCUGCUGGCCGUCCUGCAAUUCCUCAAGAAGAGUAAUCUGCGGGAGUCCGCCGACAUACUCCGCCGGGAAUGCGGCUUUCUGGAGCCCGAGGAGAGCCCGGCCCUCAGCCCCAGCGGGCAGCCGACCACCGGAGAGCCGGACAGCGGCGAACACAGUCUGCUGAGCCGGGUCACUGCCGGGAGCGCCGCUAUCUCCUCCACCACCGCCACCGGGGGAGCCCCGACCACCGCCGUGAAAGAGGGCGGGGCGUCCGGCCCAUCUCCCCCAUGGAUUGCAUUGAAUAGUGGCCCACAGGACCAGCCCGAUGUCAGUGCUGUUCUGUCCGCUUACACCCAGCAAGGAGAUCCAGCUCUGUAUGAGGAAUAUUACAGCGGCCUAAAAAGAUUCAUUGAGUCUGUACUGGACUGUCAUCGUGCAGAGUUAUCUCAGUUAUUCUACCCUCUCUUUGUGCACAUGUACCUGGAGCUGGUCUACAAUCAGCAUGAAAAUGAAGCCAAAUCUUUCUUUGAAAAAUUCCAUGGGGACCAGGAAUGUUACUAUGAAGAUGAUCUCCGCAUUUUAGCUAGCCUCACAAAGAAGGAGCAUAUGAAAGGAAAUGAGACCAUGUUAGACUUUCGAACAAGCAAGUUUGUGCUAAGAAUAUCCCGGGACUCCUAUCAGCUACUUAAGCGCCAUUUACAGGAGAGGCAGAACAAUCAGAUAUGGAGCAUAGUACAAGAACACUUGUACAUUGAUAUAUUUGAUGGCAUGCCACGUAGCAAACAACAGAUAGAUGCUAUGGUGGGCAGCCUGUCUGGGGAAGCCAAGCGUGAAGCAAACAAAGUCAAGGUGUUUUUUGGCCUUCUGAAAGAACCAGAGAUUGAAGUCCCUUUAGAUGAUGAAGAUGAAGAAGGUGAAAACGAAGAAGGAAAGCCAAAGAAAAAGAAGCCAAAAAAGGACAGCAUAGGCUCAAAAAGCAAGAAACAAGACCCUAAUGCACCACCUCAGAACAGGAUUCCUCUUCCAGAGCUAAAGGAUUCUGACAAACUUGAUAAAAUCAUGAUUAUGAAGGAAGCUGCCAAACGGGUUCGCCUUGCUCCUGAUUCACUGCCCUCAAUCUGUUUCUACUCAUUCCUUAAUGCUUACCAGGGUUUAACCGCAGUGGAUGUUACAGAUGAUUCCAGCAUGAUCGCAGGAGGGUUUUCAGAUUCUACCGUGCGUGUGUGGAGUCUCACACCAAAAAAACUUAGAAGUGUCAAAAACACAGCUGAUCUCAGCUUGAUAGACAAAGAAUCAGAUGACGUUCUAGAAAGAAUUAUGGAUGAAAAAACAUCAAGCGAGAUAAAGGUUUUAUAUGGUCACAGUGGACCUGUCUAUGCAACCAGUUUCAGUCCAGACAGGAAUUAUUUAUUAUCAAGCUCAGAAGAUGGCACUGUCCGUUUAUGGAGUCUUCAGACAUUCACCUGCUUAGUGGCAUACAAAGGACAUAACUAUCCAGUGUGGGAUGCUCAGUUUUCUCCAUAUGGAUAUUACUUUGUGUCUGGAGGCCAUGACAGAAUUGCUCGUUUAUGGGCAACAGACCAUUAUCAGCCUUUACGUAUAUUUGCUGGCCAUCUUGCAGAUGUUAUAAGUACUCGUUUUCAUCCCAAUUCUAAUUAUGUAGCCACUAGUUCAACAGACAGAACUGUCCGAAUUUGGGAUGUUUUAAAUGGGAACUGUGUGAGAAUUUUCACUGGACACAAGGGACCUAUUCAUGCAUUAACAUUUACUCCAAAUGGAAAGUUUCUGGCUAGUGGAGGCACAGAUGGCAGAGUCUUGCUUUGGGAUAUUGGUCACGGUUUGAUGGUUGGAGAAUUAAAGGGUCACACUAACACAAUCUAUGCACUUAAGUUUAGCCGAGAUGGAGAAAUUUUAGCAUCAGGUUCUAUGGACAAUACUAUUUGUUUAUGGGAUGCAAUAAAAGCCUUUGAAGAUUUGGAAACUGAUGACUUCACAAGUGCUACAGGACAUAUAAAUUUCAUGGAAAAUUCUCAAGAACUUCUCCUUGGCUCCUACAUGACAAAAUCUACUUCUGUUAUUCAUCUUCAUUUCACACGACGAAACCUUCUUCUGGCUGCUGGAGCUUAUAGCCCACAAUGA